AUGCAAGAUAAUCUUGAUUAGACAGCUUCCUUUUUCUAUAACCCUAAAAUCAAAAUCCCAAAAUUAAAAUGUACUUAUGAAGUUAUUUGUUCUCCUGAUUUCGAAAUUCCUACUUUUAGUAGAAAAGAAGACUCUUGUUAAUAAAAAUCAUUAUUCAAGUAAUGUCAAAGGAGAAAUAGUCAAACAAACAUUGUUCACAAUAAUUUAAGCAAUAUAUUCAAUUAAAUCUCACUAAAAAAGGCAAAUUCAGACUCUAAAACCAAUCCAAAGGUUCCACCACUUAAGAUACAGUAAAAAUCUCUGCUUUCUAAAGUUUCAGACUAGAAAUCAAUAAGUUAACAUUCCACAACUAUAUUAAGAGGAAGAGGUAGUAUAAAAAUACUUCAAAAUCCAUUUAUCACAGACUCUCGCAAUUCUUAAAAAUCAACUUGUACAUCAGGAAGCCAACCUCCAUAACCCAAAGGAAAACCAUUUUUAUAAAGAAAAGCUUAAAUACAAAUGGUGAAUAGAGUAUUCUCUUCGAUGUCUUAACAUAGAUGA
Paramecium primaurelia is the source of this 540-nucleotide messenger RNA. Lineage: Eukaryota; Ciliophora; Oligohymenophorea; Peniculida; Parameciidae. The record is from the annotation of a GenBank genome assembly.